Molecule: messenger RNA, 6588 nt
Organism: Plodia interpunctella (Indianmeal moth)
Lineage: Eukaryota; Metazoa; Arthropoda; Insecta; Lepidoptera; Pyralidae
Product: titin-like
Exons: 10
Coding region: 424-2853 (809 amino acids)
Source: RefSeq, a predicted model, not a curated record
ACUAACAGUUUGCAUGCGAUUUGCGUCCCCAUAUUGCAUUUAUUUUGUUAUUUUAAAAAUUUGAAUGCAAAUUGCUUUCUUUUACUAUAAAUUCGUAAAUAAAAGAUAAUGUGUUGCUUUUUAUUAAGAUAAUAAGAGUGAUUUUGGUGGUGAUCAAUUAGUCACAAUGACCCCAGAGUUCACGGCUGCAGUUGCUUGCGCAUCGUGAUGUUACUCAAUUUGGCAUAAAAUUCCUAGCAUUCUAGUUUUUUAUUUUGUUUAGAUACUUUGGAAGCCUUUUUGAAGUGUGCCGGAUAUUAAUUGACGGGUCGAUGAAGCCCUGACUGUUGUGCGGUGGUUAUGAUGGAGGAAUUUGGGGCUUUCAGCCUGCGGGCGGCGUGGUGACAGUGCUGUGAUUUGUGAAUCGUAAAUAUGUAAAUAAACAUGAACGAUAUAAGCGUGAAAAUUGAGGAAUCUCUAAAGGAUCAGCCGGUAGUUGAAGAAACCCCGGCGGUCGAACAGAGUGGUGAAAAUGAAGUUGAUCCGUUGGCGAUAGACGAAGGCGAGGCGGUAUCGGGCAAAAGCCCGGAGACUGACGAAGCGCCGGUAGUGAAGACCGAGGAGGAGGAUAACGCGGGAAACUGUGAUGAAAAUGCCAAAGAAGUGAAUUUAGAAGAGAAAAAUGACGGUGACGAGACAUUGACAGAGAAUGCAGAGAAAGUUCAAGAUGAACCACUGAAAGAUGAUAAACUAGCCGAUACACCUGUAGCUGAAGACGAUAGUGAAAAACCCAAAACGGUUGUGGAUGAACCUCAGCCAAUCAUUGAAAGCAACCCAGAACCUGCAGAGGAAGCCCCUAAAUCUAUUGAAGUUCCUGUGGAUACGGAAGUUGUAUCAGACACAGUGACGGAGAUACCCAAAGCUGUUACCCCUAAACCAUUAUCCCCUCCAAAUCCCCCAAAAGAGCCUAGUCCCCCCAAGGAAGUACCAGUUAUAGAAUCCAAAGAAAGUGCACCACCUGAAAAAAAAGCCGCAGAUAUAGAGAUGAUUGAGGUGCCCCCACAUGUUCCGCCGGCUCCAUCCCCUGCACCUGCAGGGGGUAAAGAGAAGGAGAAGUCUACCCCUCCACCACCAAUUAAUGGAGAUGUUCAGUCUAAGGAGGAUCAAUCAUCAAAAAGACGCGCUAGUGAGGACAUAGAGACAGACUCGCCCCUGAAGAGGCUCUGUCAAGAAGUAGAAAAGACGUUUCCCCAACAUGACACCAUGAUCAAUGACUACAUUCAGACAGCUACGAAAAACAACAUUGAUGAAAUACAGAGGCAUACAGAGCAACUGCUAUCAGAGAUACAGACUUUAAGAGAACUAGCCCAGAAGAAAGAACACGAGUGGAAUAACAUUCUCCAUCUGAAAAAGGUCAAAGAAGAAAUCCUAUUAAGAUUAUUAAGACGGAAGCAAGUGCUCUCAUUUGAAAAAUCUGCUGAAAUAAAUGGAGCAGAGAGAACUGAUCCGUUUGACUAUCUGAAUCAAGCGAAAAACUUAGCUAUAGAUAAGAGUGACGAAAUCUCAGGGUUGUCACUAAAACAGCCUGGUUCAACUAUGAGCCCUAUGAUGCAAGGACCAGUGAUGCCGGUAAAUUCGCCUUUCAAUCCCAUGGCAGGGCUGCCUCCACCAUAUGAUAAAGCAGCUCAUAUGCAACCUAUGCCCAAACCUGUAUAUCCUCAGGCGAUGAUGAUGCCUGGACCUAUGCCUGGGAGCAUGCCAGGGUUUCCUAGAGACAUGAACGGCCAACUGCCAGGCAACUUUGGUAUGCCCAUGGGUCGGCAAGGGCCCACAAAAGAUGUGAAGUCCAUAAUAGCGGACUACAGGCAGAGAAACCCAGAUAUUACCCCAAGGAGGGGUAGGCGCAUGAAGUCUAUCCUAAACCCUAACAUGAUGAACCCACCAAGGCCUAUAGCACCCAAAAUGGACAACAUAAAUAGUAUGAACAAUAUGCUCUUCAAUAAUUUGGAUAUGAACCAAAAAGCAAUGUUGGAACGCCUGCAGCAGAUCCAAGCGGGUGGCCUGCUGAACGGAGUCUCGUUCAAGGACGUGCUGGUGCAGUAUGCCAACAUGCAACAGGGUCCCGGACUCAUGCCCGGUAGGCCUAUGGAAAUGAACAGGGCUGAACACCACAUCAGGCCCGAAGGCCGGCGGCGGCAAGAGAGGAAUCACGAAGAGCCGCACGCAAGUACCACGAAGCAAGCGGAAAGAAUGGCCUCCUCAAGCCCAAGGCUGCCCCCCCCACCGCCUUAUCCAGAAAUUUCUCUAUUGCCAGUCACAACCAGUCAGGAAACUGCCACUUCGCAAUCACAACAAAACUCUUUACUCCAUGGCAUACUCACCAAGCAGGCGUCCCCUGCGUCUCAGAGUUACUCGCCGACGUUGGCUAAACUGCUCACGUCGCCGGAACGGAAACAGACGCCGGCGUUGCCAACUUUCGGUCAGGCCAAGAAUUGCGGCGAGAUCACGAUAACACCAGUGCAGCCAAUCGUGCCGCCUGAACCGCAGCCGGAGAAGGCGGACGAAGUUGUGCAAUUGGACGAUGAAGAAAGCGCAGCGUCGUCACCGUCCGGCGCCGGUUCUCCGUCCGGGUCGGGGUCGGGCCGGCUGGUGAUAGACGAGGGCGGGGGCGGCGGGGGCGGCGGGGGCGCGGGGGCGGGCGCGGGCGCGGGCGGCGGGGAGGAGGCGGAGGAGGGGGGCGAGGCGCCGCUGUGCCAGGGCUGCCGGCGCCGGGACGCGCAGUUCGUGUGCGCCGGCUGCGCCAACCAGUGGUACUGCAGCAGGGACUGCCAGGUGGCAGCGUGGGACGAGCACUCGGAAAUGUGUUCGGGCUAAAGUAAGUGCUGUAGAACGUUCACAAAUCUGUGUAUGUGUAGUCUUGGCCUUAUGUUAGUGAAGAAUCUCCAGGUAGAGGCGCUGUUCCUAUAGGAGUGAUUUGAUUGGAGGGGCAUCGGUCAAAAUAUGGAUAAAAAUAUUCAGGAUUGAUUUUGAAAUGAUGUUGUUUACGUGGGAAAUUAAUUUUCAAUAAGUUACUGGUUUGUUUUUACUUUUUAUUACAUUAUUUAAAAAAAGUUUGCCCAAACUGCCUGCAAAUCCUCUAAAUUCCUUACGAAAUAUUUAAAUAUAAAUAAAAGAAACUCGUGUUAUUUUUAUUUCGUUACAAUAAUUUAUUUUUGACCAAUGCCUCUUGUGUAAUGUUCCAAAAAAUAUUGUUUCUUUUGCUGAUAUAUAUAUUUAGGGAAAGCUGUGUCAUAAUGCCUACUUAUUAUUUAUUAGUCUAUGAAGUUCAUAAUAUAUAUGAAACAAAAUGUAUUAACGAUAUGACAGCUACUUACUGCAUCUAUCGGAAAAAAAAUCGCAUGUUUACUGCAAAACGAGUUUAAAAGGAAACUAGGUCUUUCUUCUUUUUUGUUUUCACUUCAUUUUCGCUCGUGUUUUGGUUGAUUAUUAUUAUUAUUGGAUUUAUUAUAAUCGUCUUGUAUGUCAUGAUAAUUUCAUCAAGAAUAUAAUAAUUCACUAUUUUUACUUGAUAAAUAUUGAUAAACUAUUUCUCGGGAAAUCGAAUAUCAAAAAAAUCUAUGUCAGAACGAUAUCAUACAUUGAUGAGACGAUCUUAAAAUGAAUGUAUCAAAAUAUUAGUUCAAAAUGUAUCACAUUAUUGUUGACAUUUUAUCUUCAAGUCUGAAUUAAAUAUUCAUACAAAUUUGAAUAAAUUCCUGUGUGAAUAAAAUAUGUAUAAUUUGAAGUCGUUCCUAAAAUUUGCAAAUCGAAUGUUUAUACCGACGUAUGGUAUAUAUUUUUUUUAUUGACAUAACGUGCAUAAUAAUUACGUUUAUAUUACUGGUUGUGGUGAUAUCACUUGGGUUUAUAUUAUUCCUUACAAGACUGUGUAUAACUUUAAAACUCCUCUAUUAUUGUGAAAAAAAAUAAUAAAAAAGAACACUUGAUUUUAUAAAUCCAAGUUUUAUCAAUGUCUCAAACGUGUAAGUCUAAUGAUCUUUUCGUAGAACAACGAUUUUAUAAGUUGUUUUUUUUUUUUUGAACGAUUUGUAUCGUAAGCUAUUUUGUAGCACGGAAUAUGUUAAGACUACCACUAUAUUUAUGAGUGAGCUAUAAAUAUAUAUAUAUGUAUGUUAGUAUGAAAAUUCUGAAUCAUGCCUAUUUUUUUUACAAUUUAUUAAUUGAGCUAAAAAGAAAGAUUACAGAAAUGAAAUUGUUUUUUCUUUUUUCUCUUUAUAUUAUUAUCUCUUCUAUUAUCAUUUUCUCUUCUCUUUAAAUUAUCAUUUUUUUUUCAUAGUGUAAUUCGAAUAUAGCGUGCCUGAUGAGUGUAUUAUAAAUAUGCAAAACUAUUGUAUAAGUUAUUUAAUAAUAUACAAUAUAUUAUUUAGUUAUACGGAGAAAUAUCAUUUGAAAACUGUAAAUGUAUGGAAAUCAAAUUAUUUUGUAUACAGUUUAAGCAUCGCCGGAUCAUUAGGCACUGUAAUCAUACGAAUAUAAAGACAAAAUCAUAUUCACAAACAUUUCAUAUAAUUUAUUCAAUAACGUAAACAAUUAUUUGUUCUAUCGUUUUUUUACAGAACCCAUUUAGAAAUACUUUAAAAUCGUUUAAAAUAUACACUGUAUUUAGUUCUGUAUUUGAUCUCAUUCUCUAGCUUUACGUGAGAAAGAGACAAUCCACGAUGAAUUGAGCAGAAUCUAACUUCGAUGCCGGUGUGUUUUUUUACCAAAUAAAAGACAGUUUUUCCCCUGUUAAGCCUCUGUCUUGUCUGGGCCCUUUCUGCGUGCGGUGUCUGCGUCGAUCCAGCACUAAUUAACCACUAACUAACUUUGACGUUAAACUUAGCCUGCGCAGUAAAACGCAACGAUGGUCAUUUUGACCAAACGUCAGCGGCGCGCUGGUAAAGUCAACGUCAAAUUUGACAGGUGCAACUCACCCUUGGUAUGCAUUUUCACUUGUUUAAUGUAAUGCACUUAAAAUAGAUUUAUUAAUAAUAAAGACAAUGUUUGUGAAUGUGAUCGAAAGCAUUCUCUUGCGUAUCGCGCUAUCAUGUUGAAAUAUAUAAUUUAUUAUAAGAAAUGUUUACGUUAUCGGUAAGGUAAUUGAUAGAAGUGCCUGGUUACAGUUUUAAAAGACAGAUGGCGGUGGUGGCAACUUAUGUAGUUUAUGUAAAUUCAGUCCGUAAUGCGAGUUUUUGUAAGUAAACGUAUAAUGCAGGUUGUUAUGGAAAGCAACUCCGCCUGUUUGCUGCCAGAUGGCGCUGUUUUGAUCACACAGAAAUCCACGUAAGACAAAACUAAAGACGACGAUAUAGCGAUGCCGAAUGAUAUAUUAGAACAUUUCCAUACAACUUUCCGGCCUAUCUCGUACAUGAGGCAGAUCAAGCAUUGUAGAAACGGGGGACUGAUAAAAGGUAUUAGCGCUCUGUCCCGUUUCCUCUCGUGUAAUUCUAAUACGAAUCUCUCUAGUGUGAGCGAAACGAAAGAUAUUUAGUCUAUAAUUUUCUCUGUCUAUGGCGUUAUACGUUUACUUAUCAAAACCUAACAGUAAUGACUCAGCACUCAACUAAUUUCAACCUAAAAUCUUGGACCACAGACCAGUUCAGAUUAAAUUUAUCUAAAAAAAAAAACCCGGAGUACGGCAUGUCAAGAAAGUGAAGUAAAUAAAUGAGGCCUCUUUCUCAUGUUGGCUGGCAACACUGGGGAUAAUCAAUCAAUCUUGAUCAUUAUAUUUGGUAUUGCAAGAACAAAAAAAUAAUUAGUUAAAAAGUCAGUUUUCCUCUCAUUCUUGACAGUAAGUGCAAACUUGAAACAUGUCAAACAUGUAUAAGUUGCCAUCAUCAAAAAUAUAUAAUUAUUUUUACAAUACUAAUUGUAUAUAAAUAGAUGCAUUCUAAUUUUCUAACCACGCUGUGCCAAAAUAAAUGACCAUACAUACUUCUGACCACUUCGACGUUACUCCUUCCCAGCCAUUUGUAAUAAUAUACAAUAACUACACACAUAUGUGAACGUUGUGAUUUUCAAUAGUAUAACUAUUUUCGAAUUCCCUCAGUUUUUAUAUAUCAAUGAUCUUUACGAUCGUGGCCUGCGAGUUUUUAAAAUAUUGAUUUUCAAAGUUGUUAGAUUCAGGGUCAUUCACGAUUUCAAGAUAACAGCGUCAAGCUAAAUUAGAGUUUAAAAUGAACUAGAUGAAGCUCAAUUUCGUUUGAUGUUCUAAUUGUUAGAUUAUGACUGAAUGUUAGUGGAAACAUAGACAAUUAGUCUAUGUUUUCCGGUUAAGAGUACAUUUGAGAUGACGUCUUUUUGUAAGGGUUUCAUUCCAUUCAUAGGUUACGUAAGAAAAAUAUUUGUCAGACUUUCAGAAGUGGAAUACAUACAGAAUUCAAACAUUUUAAUGAUCUCGUAGGCCAUUUUUUCCCAAAAAACAAGCCCAACAGUGGACUACCACGUGACAGUUCCAGUCGCAAACUACUGCAACGCUAGUCACGACUUUUGUUACCUAUAUAACUGUUUAUGUAUAAUGUAACUUAUAUGAUGUUAUAUAAGAAUGUAUUAAAGCAGUACUGUCUUUGA